Molecule: messenger RNA, 4552 nt
Organism: Caenorhabditis auriculariae
Lineage: Eukaryota; Metazoa; Nematoda; Chromadorea; Rhabditida; Rhabditidae
Source: the annotation of a GenBank genome assembly
AUGGCACCGAUUCCAAGCAGAUCACGUGUAUAUGCUGAUGUAAGCCUUAUUUCGUAGAAGUUGCUAGACCGAAUUUUCUCUCAUAAAAAAGAAGUCAUUCGAGCCUUUGGUUCAUUGACACUUUGAGAGAAUUUAUAAACUUAGUACUUGGUUCACUCUAUCGAGUGAAAUUUUUCAAGAAGAAACGGUUUUAACAUCACCUUUCCUAUAUAAUUUUUUUGAAAUUAUAAAAAAAAAAUCAAAUGUUUAAUACAUGUAGUAGAGUAUGAGAAAGAAAGACAGCUAAUCAGUGAACAAUGAAAAAAAAACCUUCCACUGUUCUAAUACUAACACAAAGUUUCCCAUAUUCCACUCUGAUAGCAUUAUCUUCCAGGUAAAUCCUUCUAGAGCACGCGAGUACUGGGACUAUGAGUCUCACGUUAUCGAAUGGGGGCAAAUUGACGAUUAUCAGCUUGUUCGAAAACUUGGUCGUGGUAAAUAUUCAGAGGUAGGUAUAAACUUGUUUCAUGAAGUGGGCGCAGCAUGUUAUCGUAUCAACUUUUUUUUCUUGAAAAUUUUUCUAGAAGAGAAGAGUAAUUGUAAUUCUGAGAUCUUCAAAGGAUUUAAAAACUCAUAUUAAAAUUUGCAGGUAUUUGAAGGGGUCAAAGCUUCAAGCGACGAAAAAAAGUUGUUGUGAAAAAUUCUAAAGGUUCGUUUUUUUAACGAUCUUCAUUUCAUGGUCGAGUGAUUGAAUUAUUUUCAGCCUGUAAAAAAGAAGAAGAUAAAGAGAGAGAUCAAAAUUCUUGAAAAUUUGAAAGGCGGAACGAAUAUAAUCACUCUUUUGGAUGUUGUCAAGGAUCCGAUAUCACGAACACCAGCGCUCAUUUUCGAGUGAGUUUAUUAAUGAAUAAAGUAAGAAGUAUAUACGAGUAACGAUACAAUGAGCGACAGAAAGCUUUAGAAGUAUUGAUUUUUAACUUCAAAAAAGAACCUUGUGAUUUACAUUUAAAAAAUUCAUUUUUUUACCUCAGGAUUUCGUUGUGUUUCAAUUAUACAUUUUAAGGUAUGUGAACAACUCUGACUUCAAGCAGCUUUACCAGACUCUGAGUGAUUUCGACAUUCGAUAUUACUUGUUUGAACUACUUAAGGUCAGAUUUUCCUUAUUGAAGAAAUUGUGUACUUCCGGUAACAAAGUUAGUUAAUUAGGGGAAAAGCAGAAUACCAUAAGGAUAAAAGGAAAGGGAAUAUAUCGAGCAAUGGCGAAUAAAAAACAUUAAAUACUUGAAGAGCGGUUUUUUGUUGUUGUUGUGAAAAGUACUGAUCAUUUUUCAACACAUUUUGUCGAGAAGACUUGAAAAAUUCUCGAAGUUUUAUUUUAAAAAAAUCGAGAUGCUCUGUCGUUAGGAAGUGUUUCGAUAAAAAGCGAGUUUGAAAUUGAACUCAAGCGAGAUAUUUUCCUACAGGCCAUCCUAAUAAGGGAAGUUUUUAAAAGACUGCUGUACAAGAAAACCGCGUGGAAUCAAAAAUAUUCUUGAAAAAAGUAGCGCAGAGGCUCGAAAUUUUUUAUAAGUUCAGAAAAAAACGUUUUGUACGGUAUUUAAGUAGAACGAAAAUUGUAUUGAUUGCUUGUUGGAUUGUUUUUUCCAAGUUACUCAACAUUUUCAGGCAUUGGAUUUUUGUCAUUCUCAAGGAAUCAUGCACAGAGAUGUGAAGCCACACAAUGUGAUGAUCGACAAUGAAAAGAGAGAAGUUUUACAUUUUAAAAGACAAAAUUACCUAAUUUUUCUUCCAGCUCCGUUUAAUUGAUUGGGGUUUGGCAGAGUUCUACCAUCCAAAAACAGGACUACAAUGUUCGCGUUGCUUCUCGUUAUUUCAAAGUAAUAGUUUUUUUUCAAUUUUUAAUAUAAUCUGAUAUUUGUAGGGACCCGAACUGUUGGUCGAUUAUCAAUGCUACGACUAUUCACUGGAUAUGUGGAGUUUGGGGUGCAUGCUUGCCAGUAUGAUUUUCCGCAAGGAGCCCUUCUUCCAUGGACAUGACAAUUAUGAUCAAGUAACUUUUUUUUCUUGAUUAGAGACAUUUUCUUUCACCGAAAACUUUUUAGCUUGUACGAAUCGCAAAAGUUCUUGGAACUGAUGAACUCUAUGAGUACGUUGCCAAAUAUCAAAUCGAUCUUGACCCCCGUUUCAACGACAUUCUGGGAAGACAUUCAAGAAAACGAUGGGAAAGGUUAUUAAUUUUUGAAUUUUUGGAUUCUCUAGGAUUUUUCAACAAAAAUGAUGUUCACUGUUCAAGUUAUGACUUUCAAUUUGUGUAGAAUUUUUUUAAUUAAGAUUUUUUUGUUGAAAAAAAUAUAAAAAAAAUAUUUUUUUAAAUAUGAAAUAGAACUUUUUUUCUAAAAUAAAUCUUCUAAUAUGCUCAGCAAAUUUAAUGACUUUUUUUCUUUAUUUUUUUCGCAUGUCUUUUUUUCAAUACACCAGUCAGAAAGUUCGUGUGAAAUAUAUGGUGUUUGUGAAGCUUACACACCAAGUCGCUCUAUCGAGUACUGUAUUUUUUCAAUUUCCGUGUUUGCAAUCAUGAAAUAAAACUUUAUGAAAAGUACGAAAUCUUCUCAGUUUGAUUAAUAUUUCGUGGAGUCAAAUUUAAAUAACAAAAUUGAGUAGCGAUCUUGAAAGAGAAAAAAAAAACCUUUUUACUAAUCUGAAAAAAAAAAUAUUAUUCUGAAACAUAGCCUGGCUUCGAAAAAGAAUUAGAGAACAUGCAAAUCAUCAAAAAGUAGAGGAUAACUUUGUAAAAAAAUCUUUUUUUAUAACUCGAAAAUUUUUAGUCCGAAAAAUUUAUCAAAAAAACUGGAUUAGUAACGUAAUUUAUAUUGUUUCUAUAAUAAAACUCCAAAUUCCAUGCUUUUGAUCACCUUUGUUAUUGAAAUAAAAGAAAAUCUUGAAAAAGCUGGAAAGCUAAAAAAAAAAAGCUUGUUUUUGAAAUACUUCAGUAGAUCUCUGACUCGUGUUCAGUCCGCAUAAAUGGAACUAUGAAAAUUUUUCAAAGAAGAAAAAAAUCUCAUCACUAAAUGAAAACUCUGAAUUUUUUUUUUUUUGUGCAAAUUGAGAGCUCAAUAUCGUAAAAAAUAUUGUUACGCUUAUUCACACUGCCUAAUUGCAUUAAUUCAUUUUCAUUCCUAGACUUUUUAGCGCAAAAAUUGGUGCUACCUUAUUGAUGGAGGAAGUUUUGAUAAAAACUGCCGCUCUCUGAUAAGACUGAGUUUUAUAUUUCAAUUUCAGGUUCAUCCACGCGGAGAACCAGCAUCUCGUCUCCCAGGAAGCUCUAGACUUUCUUGAUAAACUUCUACGUUACGACCACGCUGUAAGUAUUCUUCAUCAUCGGUAACAUAAAAACUUUUAUUUUUGCUCUAUUUUUUCCGUGGUCUUAACAGUAUGUUUUUUAUCUCGGUACAGUUCGCAUAUUGAACUUCAAGCUUUUCUUUUAAAAAUGCAAAGCUUUGCGCGGACAGAAAAAGCUCGCCAUAGGCUUUGAAAAUUUCGAAAAUUCUUCCUUAUUCUAUUUUUGUCUCGAAUCUUUCAAAUUAUGCUCAUUAAGGUAUCAAAAAAUCUUUUUGAACUUUUUGUGUAAAAAAAAUUUGGCGAUCGCCACUCAUUGUGGUCCGUUUCGGCCUACAUGGACGUCACACGCACAGCUUCAAAAUUUUUUGAAACAUCUUGCUUCUAAGAAUCAAGCCGCGGGGCAAAAGCAUUUUUAAAAACAAUUAUAAUUUUUGAUCUACACUAAGAAUAACUGACGAGAUAAACGCGAGCUCGGUGGCGGUACAUUGACUAACUCGCAAAAAUGUCGCUUUUUUCUAGGCGCGAUCCAGCAUUUCUCUCGGCGCGACCUCGCAUUUUUCUCGGCGCCAUCUCGCAUUUAUCUUGCAUUUCGGAAAUUUUCAAAUUGCGAGAGAAAUGCGAGCUCGCGCCUAGAAAAGUGCGAGCUGGCGCCCAGAAAAAUGCGAGACCGGCGCGAGAAAAAAAGCGAGAUGUUUGCGAGCUCGUCAAUGUACCGCCAGUGUCUCGCGUUUAUCUCGGCAGUUAUUCUUAGUGUAUGUAUAAUUUCUCACUCAACACUGUUCAAAAAAAGCACAAUGUUUAAGCCCGUUGCUGCACCACUAAAAAGUCUACGUCUGGAUCUUUGAGCCUCGAAUUCUCGAAAACUAGAGUGCAUUUGAAAGAGGGCAGACGUUCGUUCCAAACACUCUUUUGUUGACCAGGGCUCUCUAGAUUUCGAAGAUUCAGGCGUUAACCUUUUGAGUCUCGAUUUUUGGGGUGCCUUCUUCACGCCCAGGAGUUCAAAUAAUUUUUUUUUCUCUGAUAUAUUCAGUAAAAAAUAUUAUAGCGAUACUUGAGUAAUACAUAAAUCAUUUAUACACAUUUACAAAUGGUGCUUCAGACUCGUUUGACAGCGAAGGAAGCUAUGGCACACGAGUACUUCAAGCCAGUCUUCGCCGCGGCGAACGGCCGAACUUGCGAAGCCAUGAACGCCGGUGUUUUGGACGCCGGCGAUCUCAAUGAAAUUAACGCAUAG